AUGAGCUUCGAAGACACCACCGAGGUGCCAUCUGGCGUCGAACACACCACCGAGGCGCCACCUGUCUCCCAACACACCAUCGAGGUGCCAUCUGUCUUCGACUGCCUGAGUGUGCACAAGGACGUUCUCUCGCUCAAAUCCCGCUUCUUCAGGAGGUACUUCCAAAAGUAUCCGGGUUCGACGGAAACGACAAUGCCUGGAGACCUCAACGUUUGUACCACCCUGAUCUGUUACAUGUACGAGACGGGGCUCUUCACCUUUCCGGCGUACGGCUCCCUAUUCCUGGUCGACCUGUUCGCCGCUGCUGAAAAGUACGGGGUUUUGGGCCUUGACGUUGCAGUGGCGGGAUGCCUCAAGGUGGAGCUCGAAUUCUACUGGGAUGACUGGAGUCCGGAGAAGAUCAUGGACGUGGUGGAAAAAGUUUACAGCGAGACGGAGAGGUUCAGUAGGUUGAGGGAGCAGUUGGUAAUUGGCCUGAAAUCGAGGCAGCGGUUCAAGGACAUGCUACGCACCGAGUUUGUGCGGAGGCGACUGCUGGAACUGCCGGAGUUCUUGCUGGAUCUGGCGGGAUUGGGAUUAUAA
Molecule: messenger RNA, 582 nt
Organism: Lasiodiplodia theobromae
Lineage: Eukaryota; Fungi; Ascomycota; Dothideomycetes; Botryosphaeriales; Botryosphaeriaceae
Product: BTB/POZ domain containing protein
Exons: 2
Coding region: 1-582 (193 amino acids)
Source: RefSeq, a predicted model, not a curated record